Messenger RNA from Lentinula edodes (shiitake mushroom), 942 nucleotides. Its product is annotated as RmlC-like cupin domain-containing protein. The transcript is spliced from 4 exons. The record is from RefSeq and is a predicted model, not a curated record. Lineage: Eukaryota; Fungi; Basidiomycota; Agaricomycetes; Agaricales; Omphalotaceae. Gene Ontology annotation, cellular component: intracellular anatomical structure. The coding region runs from base 241 to 795 and encodes 184 amino acids.
AAGAAGGGAGGAUACUGCCUACAAGAACCAAAGUGAAUGGAUGUUGUUAUAGUGUCGACUUGGGGAUGUAGAGCUCGCUCAGCACCCAGCGCCCAGAGUACCCCGAGUGGCCGAUUCAUUUAUCAGAUUCGCCUUACCUCAAGGAGCAAUUGCCAAUACCGAUAAAACGGCCGAGUUUUUUUCAGAUCGGAAAAUCCUAGCUCAUCCUUCUCCCCAUCUUACGAAGGCAAUAAGACCAUCAUGUCGUCGAGCAGCUGGACCCCCACGGACAUCCUUAUCCAUGAUCUUCAACUACAGAAGCAUCCUGAAGGCGGGUACUUCGCAGAAACCGAUCGUCAGGUUACCCAAGUGCUAUCACCAUUUUCCAGGAACGAACCUCGUCCUUUGGGAACCUCAAUAUACUAUCUACUCACCAAAGAUAGUCCAAGCGGUGUAAUCCAUAUGAACAAGUCUGUUACGUACCACAUUUUACACCAAGGUCGUGCAGAAUAUACUCUGAUAUACCCCACCAACCCGCCUACAAUUGAGAAACAUAUCAUCGGGACUAACGUCAGCGCUGGUGAGAGUCGCCAGCUUCUCGUUGGCACCGGGGUGUGGAAAAUGUCUCGUCUUUUACCGGAGGAUAUGGAUCAUGGCUGCUUGAUAACUGAAGUCGUUGUCCCAGGUUUCCACUGGGAGGAUCACCAGUUUCUAACAAAAGGGGGACUUCAUGAGUUGCUCGAAAAUGUGAAAGGGGAAGAGAAGGAGACAAUAAUGAAACAGUUGGAGAAGCAUGUAAAGGGUAGAGGAGCAUGAAUUUUGUUACUUCUCCCAUCCUUCAGAUAUAUCCUUACUUUACAAAAGUAAAUACGUCGAUUUAGAACCAUCUCCUCUCUCUCUGUAACAUCGUCGGUGCAGUAUGACCGUCCACUAAUACUCAUAGACCAUGGACAGUACAUCGUU